Penicillium griseofulvum is the source of this 798-nucleotide messenger RNA. RefSeq lists its product as uncharacterized. Lineage: Eukaryota; Fungi; Ascomycota; Eurotiomycetes; Eurotiales; Aspergillaceae. The coding region runs from base 1 to 798 and encodes 265 amino acids. The transcript is spliced from 2 exons. Gene Ontology annotation, molecular function: FMN binding. The record is from RefSeq and is a predicted model, not a curated record.
AUGAGCACUCCAUCAAAGAACUCACAACGUGCGCCAUGGCGCGAUCUCCUUGAUUCUCAUCUCAAACAAACACCUGGGUAUGAAUUCACCGUUGCAACAAUUGGUUACAAUGCUCAACAACGCCCUGUACCUCGCUUGCGGACUUGCGGCUGCCGUGGUUUCUUCCCAGAACUUGAGCUCCACGCUAAAGGCCAGGAAGCUAUGGAUCAGCAGGUGGAAGGUGGUGGUAAUCCACCCAUAUUCGAAAGUGACAUGCUGUCAUUCACCACAGAUGCUCGGAUGGAAAAGCUUCCUCAACUGGAGUCCUCAGGACAUGCGAUUGAGGCUGUGUUCUGGCUGAAGGGUCUCAUGACUCAGUGGCGCAUCAAGGGGACGGCAUAUGCAAUUGGCGACCCAAGUGGAGAAGAUGCACAGCAAGAGAAGACAUCCCGAACCGAGAUACGAAAGGCAUUGAGGGUGAAAGGGGAUACUGACAGUGAUAUUGUGAAGUGGACAUGGGAAAAUGCUGUCACUAAGUACUUUGCAAACCACUCCCCAAUCGCAAGAGGCUCUUUUCGAAAUCCUGCUCCUGGACAACCCAGAUCCUCAGCACCCAGCCAACCAGAUCUCAAACUGGGUCAAGAGGUUUUGGACCUCCAUGACCCUGUUGCACGGUUGAAUUUCCGAGUUGUGGUCAUUUGCCCAGAGGAGGUUGAGCGUUUAGAUCUUACUGAUCAAGAGAAUUGCAAAAGAUGGAACUGGACAUUGAUUGAUACAAAGGAGGGCUCUCAGUGGAAUGAAGUUGAGCUGUGGCCAUGA